AUGGCCCCUGUCAGCGUGAACCUGAGGACCACCAUCCUCUGCCUCUUGGUCUGGGCUCAUCUGGCCACCAGUGACCGUGUGUACAUCCACCCUUUCUACCUCAUCACCUACAAUGAGAGCAGCUGUGAGGAGCUAGGGAAAGCCCAGGAGGAGGAACGACCAGACCCGACCUUUACUCCUGUUCCGAUUCAGGCCAAGAUGGCCCCUCUGGAUGAGGAGGCCCUGAGGGCCCAGCUGGCUUCUGCAGUUGAGAAACUAGAGGAGGAUGACAGGUUGAGGGCCCUGAGAGUUGGAACGCUCAUCAACUUGAAAGGCCUCCACGUGUACACACUGCUGAGCAAACACACGACCCAUAUAUUCUCCCCAGUGGCUCUCUUUGGCACCCUGGCCUCUUUCUACCUGGGGGCCUUGGACCCCACAGCCAGCAAAUUACAGACAUUCCUAGGUGUUCCCGUAGUAACUCAGAACUGCACCUCCCGACUUGACGGCCAGAAGGUCCUUUCUGCCCUGCAGACUAUCCAGGGCUUUCUUGUUGCCCAGGGAGGGGGGCCCAGGGACACCCAGCUGCUUCUGUCCACGGUUGUGGGCCUCUUCACAGCCCCCGGCCUGCGACUGAAGCAGCCAUUCGUGCAGGGCUUGGCGCCCUUUGCCCCUGUGACCCUUCCCCGCUCCCUAGACUUGUCCACAAACCCGGAUCUCGCCGCUGAGAAGAUCAAGAGGUUCAUCCAGGCUGUGACUGGGUGGAAACUGAGCCUACCUCUGGCAGGGGCCAAUCCAGACAGCACCCUGCUUUUCAGCACCUUCAUCCACCUCCAAGGGAUAAUAAAGGGAUUCUCCCUGCUGGCGGAGCCCCAGGAGUUCUGGGUGGACAACACCACAGUGUCCGUGCCCAUGCUCUCAGGAACUGGCACCUUCCAGCACUGGACCGACACCAGCAACAACUUCUCGGUGACUCGCGUACCCUUCAAUGACAAUGUCUGCCUGCUGCUGAUCCAGCCCCAGCAUGCCUCAGACCUGAGCAAGGUGGAGGCCUAUACUCUCCAGGUCGACUUCCUAACCCGCAAGAAGAAUCUGGCUCCUCGGACUGUACACCUGACUAUGCCGCAGCUGGUGCUGGAGGACGCCUAUGACCUGCAAGAGCUGCUCACUCAGGCCAAACUGCCCACCCUGCUGGGCCCGGAAGCGCACUUGGGCAAAAUUAGCGACACCCAUCUCCGAGUUGGAAAGGUGCUGAACAGCGUCCUCUUUGAACUCAAAGCUGAUGAGGGCAAGCAGCCCCCCGAGUCAGUCCAGCAGCCUGACAUGCCCAAAGCCUUGGAGGUGACCCUCAACAGGCCAUUCCUGUUUGUAGUCUAUGAGCAACAUGCAGCCACUGUCCAUGUCCUGGGCCGGGUGACCAACCCGAAGAGCAGGCCAUGA
Messenger RNA from Chrysochloris asiatica (Cape golden mole), 1419 nucleotides. It is a transcript of the gene AGT, whose product is annotated as angiotensinogen (serpin peptidase inhibitor, clade A, member 8). NCBI's taxonomy places the organism in Eukaryota, Metazoa, Chordata, Mammalia, Afrosoricida, Chrysochloridae. Gene Ontology annotation, molecular function: serine-type endopeptidase inhibitor activity. Gene Ontology annotation, biological process: regulation of systemic arterial blood pressure by renin-angiotensin. Bases 1 to 1419 code for a protein of 472 amino acids. The transcript has 4 exons. The record is from RefSeq and is a predicted model, not a curated record.